ACUUGUAAUCUUUGUCAGUUUAUUAUUUAAAAAAAAAAAAAAAAAAAACACUGAUUUUGUGGCCAGAAUCGAAAAACAAAAAUGAAAUGGCAAGAAUGACCCUCUCCAACCCAAAAACAGAGACCACGAAAUGGAUGGGAUUUCUUAUCCUCAAAACCUUCGUCUUUCCCUUUCUCAUCCAGAUUUCACACUACCCCACCAGUGAAAUCUCACUCUCUUCCUAACUUCCCAACCGCAAAUCCUCCAGAACACCCUUCACCACCACACUCACCUCCCACACUUCCAUGGAAGCUCUUUUCGUAAACCAAUCUCUCUCCCGCCUCAAGCUCUCCCCUAACUUCACCACCUCUUCAUUCCCUUCCCAAUCUUAUCGUCUCAAACCCACUCAAAAAGCCCACCCAACUCCAACACCAAUCUGCGUUAUCCAAAACCCAGAAAAACAAUCCCAAGCACCAACACUCUCCGGCAACCAAAAAAGGGGCAAUGAAGACGACGAAUACUACGGCGAAGUCGACAAGAUCAUCGGCAGCAGAGCAGCGGAGGGCAAAACCGGAAUGGAAUACCUUAUCGAGUGGAAAGACGGUCAUACCCCUUCGUGGGUCUCAUCCGAUUACAUAGCCAAAGACGUGGUCGCCGAGUACGAAACCCCAUGGUGGACAGCCGCCAAAAAAGCCGACCACAACGCCCUCAAGCGGCUUAUCGAAGCUGACGACGGCCGAGACAUCGACGCUGUCGACUCCGACGGUCGGACCGCUCUCCUCUUCGUCUCCGGGCUGGGCUCGGAGGAAUGCGUCAGGGUCCUAGCCGAGGCUGGAGCCGACCUCGACCACCGCAACAACAGCGGCGGCUUGACGGCUCUUCACAUGGCGGCUGGGUAUGUCAAACCCGGCGUGGCUAAGCUGCUGAUGGAGCUCGGCGCCGAUCCCGAGGUGCAAGACGACAGGGGUCGUACGCCAUUGGAUUUAGCGAAAGAGAUACUGAAAGUGACUCCCAAAGGAAAUCCGAUGCAAUUUGCGAGAAGAUUGGGGCUUGAAAGUGUGAUUAGGGCUCUUGAAGAGGCAGUGUUCGAGUACGCAGAGGUGCAGGAAUUGCUGGAGAAGAGAGGCAAAGGUGAUAACCUUGAAUAUCUGGUCAAAUGGAAGGACGGCGAUGAUAAUACGUGGGUCAAAGCCAGGUUUAUCGGGGAGGAUUUGAUCAAGGAUUAUGAGGCUGGUCUGGAAUAUGCAGUUGCUGAGGGAGUUUUGGGGAAGAGACUUGGAGAUGAUGGAAAAAAUGAGUACUUGGUUAAAUGGACGGAUAUUGAUGAUGCCACGUGGGAACCUGAGGAGAAUGUUGAUCCUGAUUUGAUUAAGGCAUUUGAGUCGGACCAAGAUGGUAAUCGGAUCGGUAAUAUGGAGACCCAGUUAAAUAAGGAUGGUCCAUGAUUAAAUUGUUUCUUUUUUUUGGUUCUCUUGUAUAUCGAUUAUUCACAUGAAAAUGGAUAAGAGGCACAGUUGCCUGAUUAAUUGAAUUAUGAGAUUGGCCUAGAAAAUAUUAAUUGGAAA
This is a messenger RNA of Ziziphus jujuba (common jujube), 1544 nucleotides long. Its product is annotated as signal recognition particle 43 kDa protein, chloroplastic. Gene Ontology annotation, molecular function: protein binding. The coding region runs from base 285 to 1424 and encodes 379 amino acids. Lineage: Eukaryota; Viridiplantae; Streptophyta; Magnoliopsida; Rosales; Rhamnaceae. The transcript has a single exon. The record is from RefSeq and is a predicted model, not a curated record.